AUGACAAGUAUCAAACUAACCGAUACCAUUACUAGUCCAAAAAGGCUCAUUGUAAUUGCAGGUACCACCGGUGUUGGGAAAUCACAAUUAUCUAUUGAAUUAGCCUCUAAAUAUAAUGGUGAAAUUAUAAACUCAGAUUCUAUGCAAAUGUACCAAGAUAUACCUAUAAUUACCAAUAAACAUCCAAUAAAUGAAAGAAAUGGUAUUCCACAUCAUAUAAUAAAUCAUGUUCCAUGGAAUAAAGAAUACGAUAUGCAUAUUUUUGAAAAAGAAUGUUUAAGCAAAAUAUAUGACAUUCUGCAGCGGGGUAAAACUCCAAUAAUUGUUGGUGGAACACAUUACUAUUUGCAAGUUUUAUUUAAUAAUAAGAAAAUCAACAACGCAAUCUAUUUUGGACAUACUAAUGAUACUUUUACGGAGGAUCCAAACGCUGAGGACGAUCCUAAAGAAUUGUAUUCUAAAUUAUUGGAAAUAGAUCCUCUAAUCGCAUCAAAAUAUCAUCCGAACGAUACGAGAAGAGUCAAACGAAUGUUGGAAAUAUACCACCAGAGUAAUGGAAUUAAGCCAAGUGAAAUUUUUCAAAAACAACAGAUUUCUUUGAAAUUUGAAAAUACCCUAUUUUUCUGGUUAUACAGCGAUCCAACCGAACUAAAUAAAAGAUUGGAUGAUAGAGUAGAUCAGAUGAUAUCUAACGGCGCAUACUCGGAAAUCCAACAGCUGUAUAAAUAUUAUUGCGAAAACAACAAGCCAUGCUUAGAAAGUGGUAUAUGGCAAGUUAUUGGCUUUAAAGAAUUCUUACCAUGGUUGUUAUCGCAAGAUACAACUAAUGCUGAUGAUAACACAAUUUUAUAUAAAGAAUGUGUGGAGAAAAUGAAGUUACGGACACGACAAUAUGCUAAAAGACAAAUCAAGUGGAUUAAAAAAAUGCUGAUUUCUGAUAUCCGAGCAGCAGAUAAAUUAUCCAAUUUUUAUGUAUUAAAUGCUACUGAUCUAAAUAAAUGGGACCAACUAGUUAAAGAUAGAGCCAAUUUAAUAUGCGAUGGGUUUUUCUUUUCAAAAAAUGGUGUUGAUCAAUGCGUAGAACAUGUUCCUAAAGGUUUAGAAAAUAUCGUCUUAACAGAAGAGUGCGCCACAGCUUCCGCCACUAAUACAAACAAUAAUGCCAAAUUUUUUGAUAAAUUUACUUGCUCCACAUGUAAGGAUAAAAAUGAUGAAAACCUAAUACUUAUAGGCAAGGAGGUUUGGGGAAAGCAUUUAAAAAGCAGAAGACAUAAAUCCAAUUUGAACAGAGGCAAAAAGAAAAAAGAAUAUGAAGAAUGGAAGCUGAAAAAUACUACAUAA
Molecule: messenger RNA, 1341 nt
Organism: Saccharomycodes ludwigii
Lineage: Eukaryota; Fungi; Ascomycota; Saccharomycetes; Saccharomycodales; Saccharomycodaceae
Gene: MOD5
Product: tRNA dimethylallyltransferase
Exons: 1
Coding region: 1-1341 (446 amino acids)
Biological process (GO): tRNA modification
Cellular component (GO): mitochondrion
Molecular function (GO): ATP binding; tRNA dimethylallyltransferase activity
Source: RefSeq, a predicted model, not a curated record